Carya illinoinensis is the source of this 3382-nucleotide messenger RNA. Its product is annotated as protein TIC110, chloroplastic. Gene Ontology annotation, biological process: protein import into chloroplast stroma. Lineage: Eukaryota; Viridiplantae; Streptophyta; Magnoliopsida; Fagales; Juglandaceae. The record is from RefSeq and is a predicted model, not a curated record. Gene Ontology annotation, cellular component: TOC-TIC supercomplex I. The transcript is spliced from 15 exons. The coding region runs from base 170 to 3235 and encodes 1021 amino acids.
UCUUGCGCUCGGACUGUCGGACAACUCCCUAUCUAGUAUCUACUCUUCUCCCUAUCUUCUUCUUCUUUACUCUCACUGCCUUUGUUAAACCCUAAAGAAAAACAAUCCAUUUCUCCUCGCACACUCCGCCUACGACGUCGUCCCGGAGCCACCUUUCUCAGAGGGAGCCAUGAACCCCUCUACUCUCGUGAACCCUCCUUCAGCUACUCCUCAACGGUCAGUUCUCUACUCCCCGUUCCUUAACCCUCUCCCCCUCCGUACCGCCGCGAGCUCCGGGAAAUUCACUCUCCAACGACACCGUUUCCGAGUGUCUGUCCCUCGCAACUCUUCCUCCUCCGACGGCGACCAACCUGUCCCCUCCACGUCGUCGCCUCCUCCCAAUGUUUUCGGAGAUAAAAGGGAGCUCACCGGUAUUCAGCCUCUGGUGGCCACCAUGUCGCCACCGGUGAGAUUGGUGAGCUCGGCUUUAUUUAUCGGAGCAGCAAUAGCUGCGGGAUACGGAUUGGGUUCUCGUUUCGGCAAGUCUCAGACUGUGGCGCUGGGUGGAGCUGCUGUACUUGGAGUGGCCGGUGGGGCCGCCGCAUAUGCCCUUAAGGCUUGUGCGCCGGAGGUCGCCGCUGCCGACUUGCACAACUACGUGGCCGGCCACGGCGAUCCUCGGGCUGUAAACAAGGAUGAUAUAGAAAGGAUCGCAAAAAAAUAUGGUGUUAGCAAGCAAGAUGAGGCAUUCAAUGCUGAGCUUUGUGAUAUAUAUUGCCGUUUCGUAUCUUCCGUACUCCCUCCAGGAGGGGAAGAACUCAAAGGCGACGAAGCUGAUACGAUAAUCAACUUUAAAAAAGCUUUGGGCAUGGAUGACCCAGAUGCAGCCGCCAUGCAUAUGGAGAUUGGUAGGCGAAUCUUUAGGCAAAGGCUUGAAACUGGAGAUCGUGAUGGGGACAUAGAGCAGCGCCGGGCAUUUCAGAAGCUCAUUUAUGUUUCAACUCUUGUGUUUGGAGAAGCAUCGGCUUUCCUUUUACCUUGGAAACGUGUUUUCAAGUUCACUGAUUCCCAGGUUGAGAUUGCCAUCCGUGAUAAUGCCCAGCGAUUGUACACUUCUAAGCUAAAAUCAGUGGGCCGAGAUAUUGAUGCGGAGUUUCUUGUUAGCCUUAGAGAAUCCCAACGUUCUUGUCGGCUUUCUGACGAGCUUGCCAUGGACUUAUUUAAGGGGCGUGCAAGAAAACUGGUCGAGGAAAAUAUUUCAUCAGCACUUAAUAAACUCAAGUCCAGGACAAGAUCAGCCAGGGGUAUCACUGAAGUUGUGGAAGAGAUUGACCAGAUACUUGCUUUUAAUAAUUUGCUUAUCUCAUUGAAGAACCAUCCAAAUGCAGAAAACUUUGCCCCUGGGGUUGGCCCAGUUUCUUUACUAGGUGGUGAGUAUGAUGGUGAUGGAAAGAUGGAUGACUUGAAGCUCCUUUACAGAGCAUAUGCUACAGAUUCUUUAUCGAAAGGUCGCUUGGAAGAAAAUAAGCUUGCUGCAUUACAUCAGUUGAGGAACAUAUUUGGUUUAGGCAAAAGGGAAGCAGAAGCCAUCACGCUAGAUGUAACCUCGAAGGUAUAUCGUAAGAGACUUGCACAGGCUGUUACUAGUGGUGAUUUAGAAAUGGCAGAUAGCAAAGCAGCGUUCCUUCAAAACCUCUGUGAUGAGUUGCACUUUGAUCCGCAAAAGGCUAGUGAGAUUCAUAAAGAAAUUUACCGGCAAAAACUUGAGCAAUGUGUUGCUGAUGGAGAACUGGAUGAGAAUGAUGUUUCUGCCUUGCUGAGGUUGCGUGUCAUGCUCUGUAUACCUCAGCAGACCGUUGAAGCAGCCCACUCAGAUAUCUGUGGCAGUUUGUUUGAAAAGGCCGUGAAGGAGGCAAUCGCAGCUGGUGUUGAUGGUUAUGAUGCUGAUGUGAAGAAAUCUGUGCAAAAGGCAGCACAUGGCUUAAAGCUGACAAGGGAAAUUGCCAUGUCUAUUGCUAGCAAGGCAGUCCGACAAAUUUUUGUCAACUACAUAAAACGAGCACGUGCUGCUGCCAACCGAACUGAGGCUGCAAAAGAACUCAAGAAGAUGAUAGCUUUCAACACUUUGGUUGUAACUGAAUUAGUGGCUGAUAUAAAAGGGGAGUCAUCUGACACCUCAUCUGAAGAACCUGUAAAGGAGGAGGCCAAAGAAGUUGAGGAAAAACAAGUUGAAGAGGAUGAGGAAUGGGAAUCACUUCAGACACUUAGGAAAAUAAGACCUGGCAAGGAGCUUUCUGCAAAGUUGGGGAAGCCAGGCCAGACAGAGAUAACUCUCAAAGAUGACCUUCCAGAAAGAGAGAGGACUGACCUAUACAAGACAUAUCUGCUCUUUUGUCUAACUGGUGAAGUGACCAAGAUUCCAUUUGGUGCUCAGAUCACUACAAAAAAGGAUGAUUCAGAGUUUGUUUUCCUAAGUCAGCUUGGUGGGAUCCUGGGUUUGAGUUCUAAGGAGACCGUGGAAGUACAUAGGAGCCUCGCGGAGCAGGCUUUUAGGCAACAAGCUGAGGUGAUUUUAGCUGACGGACAGUUGACAAAAACCAGAGUAGAGCAGCUUGAUGAGUUGCAGAAGCAAGUUGGCUUGCCUGCACAAUAUGCACAGAAGAUAAUAAAGAGUAUAACCACUACAAAAAUGGCAGCUGCCAUAGAAACAGCUGUUGGUCAGGGAAGGCUAACCAUAAAGCAAAUAAGAGAACUUAAGGAAGCAGGUGUUGAAUUAGAUAACAUGAUAUCUGAGAGUUUGCGAGAGAACCUCUUCAAAAAAACUGUGGAUGACAUUUUCUCAUCGGGGACUGGAGAGUUCAAUGACGAAGAAGUUUAUGAAAAAAUCCCAACAGAUCUCAGCAUUAAUGCCAAUAAGGCAAAGAGUGUUGUUAUUGAGCUUGCACGAAGUAGAUUAUCAAAUUCGUUGAUUCAGGCUGUGGCACUGCUAAGACAGAGAAAUCAACAAGGAGUGGUUUCCUCUCUUAAUGAUUUGUUGGCUUGUGACAAAGCUGUACCAUCGAAGCCACUGUCAUGGGAAGUGCCGGAGGAGCUGGCUGACUUGUAUGCUAUAUAUCUCAAGAGUGAGCCUGCACCAGAGAAACUGUCUCGUGUGCAAUAUCUCUUGGGGAUAGAUGACUCCACAGCAGCUGCUCUCCGGGAGAUGGGAGAUAGAACUAUUUCUGUCGCAGCAGAAGAAGAGAACUUUGUAUUUUGAGUAUGGUAAGAUGAUAGCAAAUUAGUUCCGUUAGGCACAUUGAAGAGCCAACAAGUUCCUGCCAGAUUUGCUCAUUUUUUGUGCUCUUUUUUCUUUUUUAUUUGACGAAGAGAAAAUAAUGAUGUGGUUGUAAUUUGUGAAGACAAA